AUGUCGCGCGUCACCCAGUCGCGCGCCCAGACCGAGGCCAACGCCAAGAUCCUGCGUGCGCUCGUCAAGCAGCCCGACAACAAGGUCUGCGUCGACUGCAAGAAGAACGACCCACGAUGGGCGUCGUGGAACCUGGGCUGCUUCCUCUGCAUCCGAUGCUCCGGUAUCCACCGUUCCAUGGGCACACACAUCUCCAAAGUCAAGUCGAUCGAUCUCGACAUCUGGACACCCGAGCAGAUGGAGUCGGUGCAGAAAUGGGGUAACCGCCGCUGCAAUCUGUACUGGGAGGCGCAUCUCAAGGCGGGCCAUGUUCCCGCAGACCACAAGAUCGAGAGCUUCAUCAGGUCCAAGUACGAGUCGCGUCGAUGGGCAAAGGACGGCCCACCACCAUCGGAUCCUGCCACGCUGGAUGGUGGUGCCGCCGCUCCUGCAGCUGCGCCCGCAGCAGCCGCUGCUCCAGCUGCCUCCAACAGUGCCGCUCCACCUGCGGCGCGCGCACCUGCCAUUGAUCUGCUCGACGACCCUGCGCCCGCACCGGCGCCUGCUGCUGCCUCGGCUUCCCGCCCCGUUGCAGCUGCACCCGCUGCACCCGCCGCCGCGCCCAAGCCGGCCGGAUCCAGCUCGGGGCUGUUUGAUCUCGACUGGCACGAGCCCUCGGCGGCUGCGGCUGCCACCUCGCCCACCUCGCCAACCGGCUCGUCGGGCGCCAGGGCCAAGAACGACAUCAUGAGCCUCUUUUCGGCCCCACCGCCCGCUGCCGCACGCGCGCCCGCUGCCAACACCACCAACGCCUCCGCAUUCGACAUGGCGCCACCCGCCGCAGCCGCCGCUUCCAACCCGUGGUCAGCCCCAUCCGCACCAGCACCCUCCAACAACCCGCUCUUCGACACCUCGGACGUAUGGAGCUCCACCCCCGCCCCCACCGCCCCGCAGUCGCAGCCGCCAAAGUCGGAUGCAUUCGCCGACAUCUGGGGCGACUUCAAGUAG
This is a messenger RNA of Moesziomyces aphidis, 987 nucleotides long. NCBI's taxonomy places the organism in Eukaryota, Fungi, Basidiomycota, Ustilaginomycetes, Ustilaginales, Ustilaginaceae. The record is from the annotation of a GenBank genome assembly.